AUGGAAGGUAUGGCCGCUUGGAUCGGAGAGAAUGGAGUUUAUAUUAGUGUAAGUUCUUGAAAACAUUAAGUAGACUUUAUUUCAUUUUCCAGAUCUUCCUAGUAACCUUAUUUGCUGGCAAUCUCGUAGCCUUACAAAACUAUGGUUUAGCCUACAGAUUCGUCGUUAUCUUACCUCAAGAAACAUUCAGCCGCAUAGUAACUAAACCUAUAUGCACAGUAAUCUACAUAAUCUUCAGUGAAACGAUAAUAUUUGGCAUUGGCUUCGGUUUGUGUAGCGUUUUGUGUAGCCAAAGUCAGGCGGCCGAACUGUUGAGACAACGUAACUUAUGGGAGGUUGAUCCAAUUCUGCCAAACUCUUAUCGGAUUUUGUUUAAAAGUGAAAAUACAGAGUUUAAGGGCAUUAUUUAUGUCAUUUUUGGCAUUGCUAUGGCUGCUGAAAUGGCAUAUUUACUAUGUGUACGGUACAUACUGUAUAUUAUUAGGAAACAACAUGCCUUUUUUUCAAAGAGUACUUAUAGGAUGCAUAGACAACUUACUGGAUUGUUGGGUAUACAGGUAAGAGACGGCUUAAAAAAGCCUUCGAAAAGGAACGGAGGGGGAAGGAGGAGAAGGGAGGGGGGGUAAAGUAAGGCAGCUUACAAUAAGCACGGUAAAGCAAGAAAAAGCGAAAGAAGCAGGUUAGGAUAAUUGACGGCUAGCUGAGACUCAAAUGCUAGGGCAAGACAUUGUGUUAGGUACAACGGGCGUUGGUCUAUGGUGAAGCUAAGAAAGGGCUAAGAUAAACUACAGUAAGAUACAUAAAGUUAAAUGUAGAGUAAGAUGAGUAGAGUAGAAUAAGGCUAAGGUAAGGAUAUAACAAAGUAGGAUAGGGUAAAGUAUGUUAAAGUCAGGAUAGUGUAGAGUAAGGUACGGCUAUGAUAAAGCUAUAAUAAGGGUAGAGUAGAGUGAGUUUGGGCUACAAUACGGUGAGGGUAAGAUAGGGAGGAUAAGGUAGGGUAGGGUAGGGUAGCGUAGGGUAGGGUAGCGUAGGGUAGAGUAGGGUAGGGUAGGGUAGGGUAGGGUAGGGUAGGGUAGGGUAGGGUAGGGUUGGGUAGGGUAGGGUAGAGUAGGGUAGGGUAAGGUAGGGUAGGGUAGGGUAGGAUAGGGUAGGGUAGGGUAGGGUAGGGUAGGGUAGGGUAGGGUAGGGUAGGGUAGGGUAGGGUAGGGUAGGGUAGGGUAGGGUAGGGUAGGGUAGGGUAGGGUAGGGUAGAAUAGGGUAGGGUAGGGUAGGAUAGUUUAUAUCCUCUUCAAAAUUGAUAAUCACCUUUUCAGCUUCUAG
This is a messenger RNA of Bursaphelenchus okinawaensis, 1320 nucleotides long. Lineage: Eukaryota; Metazoa; Nematoda; Chromadorea; Rhabditida; Aphelenchoididae. The record is from the annotation of a GenBank genome assembly.